AUGCCGCCCGACCGGAAACAGCGGAAUAAGCACCACAAGAAGACGCAGCGCGGCCCCAUAGUGCGGCCAGACGGGACCGUACAGCACAAGAUUCCGGCGCUCGAGGCGCGCGAUGCCGCCCAGCUUCCCGGUGUCAACAAGCUCAAGGCGCAGCUGCGCCAGGCGCGUCGGCUGCUUGCGAAGGACAAGCUCGACUCAGGCAUCAAGGUUGCGACGGAGCGAAGGAUCAAGAGUCUCGAGAACGACCUGAGGCUUGCUGAGCGCCGAGGGGUCGAGAAGAAGAACGGACAGAAGUACCAUGCUGUGAAAUUCUUCGAGCGCCAGAAGCUGCUCCGCUUCAUCAAGCGUACGAGCAAGGAGCAGGCCGAGUACGAGGCGAAGGGCAAGGAAAAGAAGGCGAAGAAGAGCGGCGAGAAGCUCGUCGAGGCGCGCAUCAUGCUCAACUACGUGCUGAACUUCCCUAACACGCAAAAGUACAUCUCGCUCUUCCCCGUGACGGAGAAGAAGGAUGACGCGGACGCCGACGACGACGAGGGCAAGUUUAAGCUGCCGCGCCUGCUCUCCAAGACGGAGGACCUGGACAAGUCUGCCCAGCGCCGGCUCGAGAUCCUGCUCGAGACGAAGCGGCUGAUGGAGGCGGGCGAACUCAGCGACAAGCCCGAGGUCGAGCGGCGGUCGGGUGUCAUCGAGGUCGGCUCGACGAAGGACGGCGAGGAGAUCGUCGAGGAGGAGAGCGAGGAGAAGGAGGAGGCCGACGACUUCUUCGACUCGGACUAG
This is a messenger RNA of Trichosporon asahii var. asahii CBS 2479, 777 nucleotides long. RefSeq lists its product as uncharacterized. The transcript is spliced from 3 exons. Gene Ontology annotation, biological process: maturation of SSU-rRNA from tricistronic rRNA transcript (SSU-rRNA, 5.8S rRNA, LSU-rRNA). NCBI's taxonomy places the organism in Eukaryota, Fungi, Basidiomycota, Tremellomycetes, Trichosporonales, Trichosporonaceae. Gene Ontology annotation, cellular component: preribosome, small subunit precursor; nucleolus. The record is from RefSeq and is a predicted model, not a curated record. Bases 1 to 777 code for a protein of 258 amino acids.